This is a messenger RNA of Sceloporus undulatus (fence lizard), 1280 nucleotides long. RefSeq lists its product as uncharacterized. The transcript has 7 exons. NCBI's taxonomy places the organism in Eukaryota, Metazoa, Chordata, Lepidosauria, Squamata, Phrynosomatidae. Bases 276 to 1109 code for a protein of 277 amino acids. The record is from RefSeq and is a predicted model, not a curated record.
AAAGGGCCAGAGGGAGAUUGGGGGACACACUUGCACACACGCACACACCCCAGUGCAAACCCCAUAGAGUUCAGAGCUGAGACAGCGCCCAGACACGCAUCAGGAAUGCCCCAAUGCGCACUGGUGCCCACUGCGCGUCAAGGCCCACCUCCUUGGAGGAGCCUGACUUGUUGAGUGGGAAAAGGAUGGCACCUGUUUGGUUAUUUUGCAAGACGAUGGGUGCUGGGCUCUCAUCACCAUCAUGAACACGAUGUUGCUUUUUGCAGUGCCAAACGAUGGAGAUCCUGGAUGAAUAUGACAACGAAUACCCGCUCAUUAUUUCCUUCUGUGAGCGGAUCUCCCCCCAGGACUUCGAGGGACAGUCGAUGUAUUACACCCAGAAAGCGCUGCAAGACCUUUACGCCCAAAUGGAGCAGAAUCCCAGUAUUUGCGAGCGCGUGGUGCGCAAGAAGAAACAGGAAGAAAAGGAGAACGCUGGUCUGGGCGAAUAUCUGAAGGCCAAAUUCUUUGCUAUGCUUCAGGGUGAUGUGAACUAUGCCAAUGCAUUGGGAGAGAUAGAGAUGCAAGAAAGAGUGGAACAACUGAAACGUGACAUGAAGAAGGCCCACAAAUACGCUCGCUCGGCCUGGAGAGCUUCAUGGAGACCACCGGAGAGGAGGACGCGGAGAGCUUUUAUGUUGGGAGGAUUCCGGCCCAGGCAGAACAGGCAUAUGGUUCCACGGUCCAAUCCGGAUAUGCCCAAAAUCUUUGGCACUUUUCCAAAGCAGAUGGAGAGACGCUUGAACCCCAACAUGGACCUGAGACAACUCUGGGCUGGCAUGUCAUCAGUCAACCAAAAGAGCAUGGUUGACCUGCGUCCUUUAAUGCUGAACCCUGAGGGCUUCCGUCCUACACUCCUGGGCAACAGUUCUCUCGGCCGGAUGAGAUACUCCAACCCUCGGAGGUUUCCCUCCCAUAGUCCUGCUUCAUCUUCCCAACCUCCCAGUUCCAGCUCCUCCAGCAGCACUUCCAUUUUCAACACCCCUGUGAUGGCAAGACACAAAGGCAACAAAGAGGACGACAAGGACCACGAUGCUCCAGGCUCCGACUUCAACUCCUCAGGGGCCUAGAAGGCUUGGCAUGUGUGGGAAGAACCGACGCGAAAUAAAAAGCGGUGCAUGCUCCCAUCCACCUGUGGACCUGUCUCUCUUUCUCUCUCUGUGUUGGUGUGUAGGGUGCUAUUGAGGUGUGCAUACCCUCCAGCAUUUCCCCAAUAACAAUUAGGACAUGUGUGGCCAAGC